Molecule: messenger RNA, 1717 nt
Organism: Paramormyrops kingsleyae
Lineage: Eukaryota; Metazoa; Chordata; Actinopteri; Osteoglossiformes; Mormyridae
Product: actin-related protein 2/3 complex subunit 1A-like
Biological process (GO): Arp2/3 complex-mediated actin nucleation
Cellular component (GO): Arp2/3 protein complex; actin cytoskeleton
Molecular function (GO): actin filament binding
Source: RefSeq, a predicted model, not a curated record
GGGCGAAGCGGCGCUGUGCGCUUGCGCGGACCGAGGCGCGUUCCCCGCCGCGGCACCAAUGCUCCUUACCAUUUCCUGGAUCUUCUGACAGUCCUUGUACGGGGUGAAUUCGUGUCGACUGCCCAGAGUCCGCGAAUUCAGUUCCGAUUUAAUCAACCGAAACGUGCUCGAUUCGAUAAGGGAAACCCGCCCACACCACACGAAGACUACAGCUGAGCACAGUCCUGGUGAAAUGUCUCUGCACCAGUUUCUCCUGGAGCCCAUCACUUGUCACGCGUGGAAUCGGGACAGAAGUCAAAUUGCAAUCAGCCCAAAUAAUCAUGAAGUCCAUAUCUACAAAAAGAGUGGAAAUCAGUGGAUGAAGACCCACGAAUUGAAGGAACACAAUGGCCACAUCACAGGCAUUGACUGGGCACCUAAGAGUGACCGCAUUGUGACCUGCGGCGCAGACCGUAAUGCCUAUGUCUGGAGCCAGAAGGAUGGUGUAUGGAAACCUACUUUGGUGAUUUUACGGAUCAACCGUGCUGCCACCUUUGUGAAGUGGUCUCCCCUGGAGAACAAGUUUGCUGUUGGCAGCGGGGCUCGGUUAAUCUCUGUAUGUUAUUUUGAGUCUGAAAAUGACUGGUGGGUCAGCAAACACAUCAAGAAGCCAAUUCGUUCAACUGUCCUAAGUUUGGACUGGCAUCCAAACAAUGUCCUCCUGGCAGCUGGGUCAUGUGACUUCAAAUGCAGGGUGUUUUCUGCUUACAUCAAAGAAGUGGAUGAGAAGCCAGGUGCCACCCCAUGGGGCUCUAAGAUGCCGUUUGGACAGGUCAUGGCUGAGUUUGGGGGUGCAGGGAGCGGAGGAUGGGUCCACAGCGUCUGCUUCUCUGCCAGCGGGAACAGGCUAGCUUGGGUCAGCCACGACAGCACAGUCAACUUUGUUGACGCUACUAAAGGAAACGCGCCUUCCCAGAUAAAGACGGAAUUCCUCCCGUUCCUGAGUGUCGUGUUUGUCUCAGAGAGCAGCAUUGUGGCAGCUGGACACGACUGCUGUCCGAUGAUGUUCAGCAGCGAUGACCACGGCAGCCUGACCUUCAUCUCAAAGUUAGACAUUCCAAAGCAGAGCAUUCAGCGCAAUAUCUCCGCAAUGGAGCGCUUCCGCAACAUGGACAAGAGAGCCACCACCGAGGACCGGAACACUAUCUUGGAGACCCUGCACCAGAACAGCAUCACCCAAGUGUCUAUAUUUGAAGGAGACAAAAGAGAUUGUCGUAAAUUCUGCACUACAGGUAUCGACGGGGCAAUGACCAUAUGGGAUAUCAAAACUCUAGAGUCCUCCAUCCAAGGGCUGCGAAUCAUGUAAAGUUCAAAAAAAGAGAAAAAUCAUCAGACGAUUAGCACAAAUGAAAGACCAACAGAAGGUUUUCUGACAAUUUUUGCAGGUGGCAACUGAAAAGAAGCACUGAGAGAUGAACUGACAUUGCUGUUUAUUUAUAAAAAGGAAAACAACCGUUAAAUGACAUUGGAGUGUUUUUUUUCCUUGUUUCCUUUGGUUUGUUUUUUUUUUUAACUUUAGCUGUGAUCUUCUUGAUUCUAUACCAAAGCUGGUACCCCAGCAGUGUGGUAAUGGGUGUAGGGCCCUCAUCCCCUCAGGAGGAAUUGUAGAACAGUAAUGUAAGGGUGAAAUUAAUAUGUAAAUGGUCUGCUAGAAAUAAAAGAGUACACUACAACCCCA